This is a messenger RNA of Pichia membranifaciens NRRL Y-2026, 1278 nucleotides long. RefSeq lists its product as hypothetical. Bases 1 to 1278 code for a protein of 425 amino acids. Gene Ontology annotation, biological process: nitric oxide catabolic process; cellular response to nitrosative stress. The transcript has a single exon. The record is from RefSeq and is a predicted model, not a curated record. Gene Ontology annotation, molecular function: nitric oxide dioxygenase [NAD(P)H] activity; heme binding; FAD binding. Gene Ontology annotation, cellular component: intracellular anatomical structure. NCBI's taxonomy places the organism in Eukaryota, Fungi, Ascomycota, Pichiomycetes, Pichiales, Pichiaceae.
AUGUUUCAAACACACACGCAGAACUCCAACAGCUCAGCGGCAUCGCUGGUAACGGAGGGCACGCCCUCCGUGGCGGCAUCUAAGACCAACCCACCGGGAACUCCCCAGAUGCUGCACAAGUUUGGGUCGAACGAGACGCUGUCUGUGCUCUCGAGAAGCAUCACGGCGACGUCGGUGAACUCGACGUCGACCAUCAACACCACGUUCGAGACGAACUGGAUGCCCAACUCGUUUGUGGUGAGCAAAAAGAAGUACAAGAUUUCCCUCAAGCUCAAGACCAGUGAGAUCGAGCUCUUGCGUAAGUCGUGGGCCAUUGUCACAUCCAACGAGACGUACACACCCAGCUCGAACGGACUGGAGCCACUGUCGUCCCGCAGCAGUUCCAUGACCGGACUCAAUCUGAUGAAGACCAACACGGGCUCGUCGAACCAGGGUAACCCUCUCAACGGCGGCAGCGGGAGCGCCGGUACCGGUAGUGCAGGGUCCAGCGGUCCAGGGGCUGGUUCCGGGAUGGGUGCUGUUUCGGCAGGCCCUGGAAAGACCACCUCCAGCUUCAACACUGCCUCCUUUUCGUCGUUUCUCUUCUGCAUCCAGUUUUACAACAACUUGAUCUCGAUGGACCCGGAGAUCGAGAACAUGAUCCCAAGUAUCCGACAUCAAGCAUCGGCUUUUGCCGGCGUCAUUACGGUGGCCAUCGGCACCUUGGAAGAUUUGUCCAAGAUGAAGGAGUCACUUUUAAACUUAGGCCACUUGCACGCAAGAAUCUUGGGUAUCGACUCCCCCUACUUCAAGAUCAUGGGUGAAGCGUUGAUCAAGACCUUCCAGGACUGGUUCGGAAACAGCCCGGAGUCGUUUCCGUUGGAGCUUGAGGAGGCGUGGAUCAAGCUCUACUGCUUCCUGGCAAACUCGAUCAUCCAGGGCGGUAUAGACCCUGUCAUCGAGUAUAACCUCCAGUCGGCCAGGAAACAGGCUGGAUUAGAUGAGAACUCGCAGAUCGACGAAGACGAAGAGAUUGACGACGACGAAAGAGCUGAUCAGUUGACAAACCUACAGGAGUCCGACGUCGGGAGCAGCUACAAUCCGAGCUCUGCUACCGACGACUCUCUCAAGAAGUCCGCUGCGUCGUCCAAAAACUCUCCAAGUCAGCCAGUGUUCUCCAAAUACGAGCCUUCGAUCAGUUCCACCAGUAACUCGAAAUCAUCGUACAUUCCUAAGAAUAUCAAUAGACUCAAAAAGUCCAGAACCGGUGCCAACAGAGAAGACUGUACGAUCAUGUAG